Necator americanus (New World hookworm) is the source of this 1638-nucleotide messenger RNA. RefSeq lists its product as uncharacterized. NCBI's taxonomy places the organism in Eukaryota, Metazoa, Nematoda, Chromadorea, Rhabditida, Ancylostomatidae. The transcript is spliced from 14 exons. The coding region runs from base 1 to 1638 and encodes 545 amino acids. Gene Ontology annotation, biological process: cellular response to hypoxia. Gene Ontology annotation, molecular function: L-ascorbic acid binding; ferrous iron binding; peptidyl-proline dioxygenase activity. The record is from RefSeq and is a predicted model, not a curated record.
AUGAGGGACGCGAGACAGCACGACCGCUCCCACAUAACCAUCAACUAUUCGAACACAUUGAUCAAUAAUUCUGAACCUGAAGAGGAAUUCACCAAUCCAGACAUGUUGGAGAAAUGUCGCUACUGCGGUUGUGCGGACGCUAAGUCGCUCAAACAAUGUCUCUUUUGUGGAUCCGUUGCGUAUUGUAGCGAUGAGCACCAGCAGUUUGAUUGGAAACGCCACAAGCCAAUAUGCAAGCAGACUCAAGCAGAAAUGCAACGACGGAAGGUCUCAGUUACUCCACUGUCCUUCACCACGCACACUCAAACUGAGACGAUUGUUUGCACGUCUUCGUCAAGCCCUGAUCCUAGUCCUCCGUGCAGUGAAGCUUCUGUGUCGUUCGGUAACGGAUUGACAUCUCCGAGGGCUUCAACUUCGGCCACAUCUUCCGAGGAGCGGUUAAUUCCCACCGACGAUCCUGACAUACAGAUAAUCGAAGGUCCUCCAAAUCGAGUUUCUGCUGGAGUGCUUGGUCGUUGCAGGAAACGACCAACUCCUUCGAAUUCGAUUGUUUUCAAGGAUCAUCUCAAGAAUUUAGUGUACAAUACAACACUAUUGGACCACCAAAACAUGAUGAAAAAGCGAGGAUUGACAUUGAACAUCCAUCAAACACUUGUUUUGCGGCUAAGAUAUAUAGCUGAGUACGUUGUUCGCAGUCUCAAUGAGUUUGGUUGGGCCGUUGUCGAUAAUUUCCUCGGCGAUGAACACUGUCGAUUCACGUACAAGGAAAUCAAGUGUUUAUACGAUCGAGGGUUGUUCAGUGCCGGUCAAUUGAUGGAUGGUAAGAAUAAGGACGAAUACCACGUGAAAGACAUCCGAUCAGAUCAGAUCUAUUGGUUCGAUGGUUGUGAUCCACGUGCAAACGAUGCAGCUACUGUGCGUUUGCUCGUAUCGAUGAUCGACAGUGUCAUUCAACAUUUCAAAGGACGACUUCCUCCCUACGAUAUUAGCGGACGUUCAAGAGCAAUGCUUGCCAUUUAUCCUGGAAACGGCACCAGAUAUGUGAAACAUGUCGACAAUCCUGUGAAAGAUGGGCGAUGCAUCACCACUAUUUAUUACUGUAAUCAGGAUUGGGACAUCAAUAAAGAUGGUGGAACACUACGCCUGUAUCCGGAAUCAUCUAUAAUACCUAUGGACAUUGACCCAAAGGCUGAUCGCCUCGUAUUUUUCUGGUCAGAUCGACGCAAUCCGCACGAGGUUAUGCCUGUAUUCAGGCCACGGUUCGCCGUUACUAUCUGGUAUAUGGAUCGAGAAGAACGGCGGAGAGCUAUUGAACAACAAUCAAAGGAAAGGGAUGAAGAUGAACCAGCACAGAAGACGGCUACGCAUGAGCCGAUCCAGCGAAUAGUAAAAGAAGAGGGGCGAGUUCUUCCCGGCUCAUCUUCCGAGCCUGUGCUGGCUAAACUCGCUCACACCGAAGAAGUUGAAGCCGGAGCUCCGUGUAACAGCAAAUCCAUUGCUCCUGGAGCAUGCGCUGUCAUCACUACGCCAGGUGCUAUUAGAAACACAUCUGUUCCCAGAACGUCAAGUCUUUAUUCGCUCGAUGAAGACGACGAGAAACCACUGGCAAAAGUUCAUCCUCCGGAUUUCCAGAUCUAG